GACACAUCCUUCCUUACCGCGUAAAUUAACGGAACACAAAACUAGUCAGCAAUGUUCCUUUCUUCUGAAACCCAAAAGCACCACCAUUGACUACUACUUCUUCUUCUUCUUCUUCUUCCUCUUCUCUAUUGAAAAUAAAUAAAUAAAUAAAAAAGAAAAAAAAAUGGGGUCUCUGCCUGCAUUUCCAGAAGCCAAACAGGGCGUUAGGGACGAUUGCAUUGACGAAAUCACCCUCACGGAUCUCUUCAAGGAGCAGCAGAGGCACCUCAACUUCUUCUUCGACCGCAUGGAUCACUCUCAAACCCUAUCCUUCACACGCGCCCUCCUACGCGCCACCGGCACCAUCUUCUUCACCGGCGUCGGAAAAUCUGGCUUCGUCGCCAACAAGAUCUCGCAGACGCUCGUCUCCCUCGGCAUCCGAUCCGCCUUUCUAUCCCCCGUCGACGCGCUCCACGGUGACAUCGGAAUCCUCUCCGCCGCUGACAUCCUCGUCCUCCUAAGCAAGUCCGGCGCCACCGACGAGCUCCUCCGCCUCGUCCCCUGCGCCAGGGCGAAAGGCGCCCGCCUCAUUGCCGUCACGUCCGUUCAAGGAUGCGUGCUUGAGGCCGUGUGCGACAUGAAUGUGCAUCUGCCGUUGGAAAGAGAGCUCUGCCCCUUCAACCUCGCGCCGGUCACCUCUACCGCGAUUCAGAUGGUGUUCGGCGACACCGUCGCGAUCGCGUUGAUGGGAGCAAGGAACCUCAGCAAGGAGGAGUACGCCGGGAACCACCCCGCCGGAAAGAUCGGCAAGAGCCUUAUCUUCAAGGUGAAAGAUCUCAUGAAGAAGGAGGAUGAGCUUCCCAUUUGCAAGGAAUCGGAUUUGAUUAUGGAUCAACUUGUGGAGCUGACUAGCAAAGGAUGUGGAUGCCUGUUUGUUGUAGAUGAUGGCCGUCAUCUGAUUGGAACAUUUACGGACGGAGAUCUUCGCCGUACUCUCAAAGCUAGUGGGCAGGGCAUCUUCAAACUGACUGUGGGAGAAAUGUGCAACAGGAAACCAAGAAUUAUAGGUCCAGAAGCUAUGGCAGUGGAGGCCAUGAAGAAGAUGGAAGCUCCUCCAUCACCAGUCCAGUUUUUGCCUGUGAUAAAUGAUGACAAUGUUGUGAUUGGGAUUAUCACGUUGCAUGGUUUGGUUUCAGCUGGGUUGUGAUUAUUAUAUCACGCUAUUCUAGGCCUUUCUCAAUUUGUUUUCAUUGAAUCAUUCUUUCUUCCCAUCAACAACUGAAUCCACCCAAGUUCAAGUGGGGUCAGGGAUUCUUCUGUCAUUGUAUCAUCUUAGGAUUCAGAGAAUUCUCUUUCCAUUUUUUUUCUUUUUUUUUUUUCCGGCUUCUCUUUUUAGUCCAAAAAAGGAUCCGUGUUCUUUGAUGCAUUGUCACAUCUACCGACAUCACUGGCCCGAUUUGUAGCUGUUUCUGUGCAUCAAUUA
Arachis ipaensis is the source of this 1462-nucleotide messenger RNA. RefSeq names its product Sugar isomerase (SIS) family protein (gene SETH3). Gene Ontology annotation, molecular function: isomerase activity; carbohydrate derivative binding. NCBI's taxonomy places the organism in Eukaryota, Viridiplantae, Streptophyta, Magnoliopsida, Fabales, Fabaceae. Gene Ontology annotation, biological process: carbohydrate derivative metabolic process; carbohydrate metabolic process. The record is from RefSeq and is a predicted model, not a curated record.